Molecule: messenger RNA, 3597 nt
Organism: Cavenderia fasciculata
Lineage: Eukaryota; Evosea; Eumycetozoa; Acytosteliales; Cavenderiaceae
Exons: 2
Coding region: 1-3597 (1198 amino acids)
Cellular component (GO): mitochondrion
Source: RefSeq, a predicted model, not a curated record
AUGAAUAGAGCAGUUGGAUCAUUACCAUUAAAGGUAUCUAGUUCAUUGGUUGGAUCAACAACAGGUUCAUCAAAUAUUUUGGUCAAUGGAUUAGUUAAGCGUUUCUCAUCAUCAUCUUCGACUAAAAAGACUGAUGAUACUACUACUGCUUCGACUAUAAAGAAAGAAAAGACUACUAGUGCUACUGCAACAACAACAGCAUCUGGUAAACCAAAAUUAAAAUAUAUAAACAAGGCUGGUGCUGCUGCAAAUGGUACUAAUGGUAGUACACCCCCACCACCACCACCUCCACCUUCAUCGUCUGCUGCUGCAGCAUUCCCAUUGUUGGCAGAGGCAGGUAAACGUCCACCACUUUUCAAGCCAGUUGCCAAUACUGGCCAGUCAGAGAUGCGAUUCGGACGUUUGCAUACGGCCGGCGAAGAGGGUGAGGAGGUCAAGGACGACGAGUUGUUGGAAGAGGAUGACGACGACUAUGUAGAGAUUGACGAGGAGGACGGCGAGGUAGUCGACCCCGCCGACGGCAUCAACGAGAUCUACGAGAUCAAUGACCAGAUGCGCGAGUACUUUGACUUGGGCAGCCAGCCAAUGACCGAGGCCGACCUCGACAACGCACUCGAGGUGUCGGACAAGAAAUACGGGUACAACCCAGCCACAGACGCCAAGCCAUUCGUGGCACCAACCGCCGAGCAGGCACUCAACCAGGUGUUUGACAACUUUAACGAGGCUGUCAACCAGGACAUCUUGGAUGCCGCUCAAAAGGCCCGUAUUGCAAACCCACUCGACGACUUUGAAGAUGUGAUGCACGCCAAAAAGACCGGCGCCGACCGUCGUGUCAAGCGCGAGGGAGAGACACUCGACGACAUCUUGGCCAAGACUAUCUACGAGCAGACUGAAAGUACAUUUGUCGAUGACGAGUACGAGCAAGAGCGUCCCCAAAGUUUCUAUGACGACUUUGCAGCUGGUCGCAAGCCUGAACAAGCUGAGACUGUUGCCGCCGAACUCCCAUACCACCGUCAAUCCAAAGAGAUAGAGUCAAGCUUACGUAUGCAUCUUAACAAGUUCUUGACCAAGGUGCAUCCAGAUCUUUUCCACAACGAGCCCGACAAGCACAACACCAAUCAAAAGUCGUUGACUACACUCAACAAUUUGUUGCGUACUCGUGACCAAUACAUUGCGAUUGCACAGGGUAAUACCGAUGACACCAAGGUUGACCGUAUCCCCAACACCAUCACACUCGUCUUUCACCACCACCACGCAUCUGGCGCACAGGCCAUCGUCGAGCACGAGAUGUUGUUUGAGGAAGCAUCCGAGCAAGUCGCCACGUCCAAGACUGCCCUCGUCGAGUAUGUGACCGAGCUCCGAUUCGCCGUGCAUCGUCAACUCUACGAUCUCUUUAGCAAGUGUGAUAUCCCCAUCCCACAACUUGAACUCGACCAACUUGUACGUCCAUCGUCCAAGACUGGUGGUGCAGCCUCCUCGCUCGUCAACGACGAUCCAUGGGACGACUACUUUGGCCUCAACAAGCCCAACGGCACCUUCUCCUUGUCCAACGUACUCGACGACUUCCUCGGCGCCAACAAUGUAUCGGAGCGUAGAAAGUACUCGGAAAUCACCGGUGAGCAUGAAACCCUGCUCCAACAAUUCAACGAAGACAAGGUAUUCUUUUACUACUCUGAAUCUGUCAAGGGUGACAUCAACGUCAUGCGUCAACUCGGAUACAGAGAUGAAGCUGAACGUCAAAUCAUCCAUCUCAAGAAAUACCUCCCAGCACUCGAAUUUGGCACUUGGAGUUCCCUCCCCAUCAUGAUUACCAACCCCGCUCAUUUCGAUCGUCUCUCCAAUAUCACCCAACAACGUGGCUUCGUCGUCCUCCUCAAAGACUUUGUCCCCGAACAAACACUUCCAUACAUUAAAAAACAAGUACCAAAGAUUAGAGAAACAUUCAACCAAUUGUAUUCAGUCUCUAAAAAGAAUCAAGAUUUAUUACAAAAAUCAACCAUUUCUUUGGAAAAAUCAUUAGGAGCAUCAAGUGUAAUUAUUGAAAAUUUAUUCUCUGUUAAUCAAAGAACAAUGAAUCAAGUUAGAGACAAGUUUAACAAGGCACAGACAAUGGUUGCCAAACUUAAUAUACCAAUGACCAAGAUGAUUGAUGCCGCCAAGGCCUCGAAAUGGGUGACAUUGCCACAGACUCAAUUGGACGGCAACGUGAUGGACGAGUGGAAGGUCAAGCACAUUGAGAUGGACAAGCAGGAACAACAAAAGAUUGUACAAAAGCUCAACGAGGCGAAGCUCGGCAUUGAUGUCGUUGCAUCGGCUGACGAGCGUGCCAUCCUCAAUGAAAAUGUCGAGCGUGACAUGACACGUAUUGCAGCGUUGACCAUCACCAGCGACCGUCUCACAAACCCACUCACCAUCGUCGACACCAACAAAUUCAACUAUGUCCAGAGUGCUCCAUUUGUAUCCGAUGCUAUGGCCUGUAUCGAACGUCUCCGUUCACUCGUCAACAACUCUGUCGAAGUGCCAAUGGUGUUGCCCGAAAAGAUGAACGACCCAGACUUUUUGAGCAAGCGUGAUCAAUUCCUUGCACAAGACGAUCAAGAAGCUCAAGAGGACGAGUCAGAGAUGCGCGAGUACUACCAAUUGCUCAUGGGUAACUCUGAAAUGACUGUUGACAAGUUAUCGACCCGUAAGUCACUUGCUCAAAUUGACUCUUCCCUCUUUACCACUAGUGCUGCCGUCGUAUCAUCCUUUAAUGCUCCAAUGUUUGGUGAGAAAACCUCAGCAGACAAUCAAGUUGACUCUUCCUCCUCCAGUGCAGCAGUUGACCAAGCAGUCUCUGAUGCCACCGCACAAGGAUCUGAAUUGGUGUCUGAUCAAGUCAAACGUUUUGUCAAUGUAUUAAAGAAUGCCAGUGGAAAGGACAGCGUCGAUAGUGACGCUACUGCCGACAAGACAAAGAUGAUUAAACCCAAGCAACGUCUUUCAGAUUAUGGAUGGGCCAACAUUCAUCUAGUCAUCUCGGAUCACUACCAAUUCAUCGUUAGCAAAGAGAAUGAUGUUGCCUAUGUCUUUGUGCCAAUGAACUUUAAGGAGUCGGAAUUAUUCCUCUUCCUCAACGCCAACUAUGACAAGAUCUCAUUGAUCCAAAACAUCUUUUACUCACCCGUUCUUGAAAAGACCCAAAAGAUGAUGCAAGUCCAAUCGAUCCAGACCGUCAUCUCGAAUAUCCGUUCUCGUGUCCCAUUUGCCUCGCUCAAGAUUGAUAAUAUCGCCGUCUCAUCGCCAGAGUCGCAAUACGCCGCCGUUCAACUCCUCAAAAAUACCAUCUACCUGUCGAGUGACAUCAAGGCCUUUGAAAAGAUCGCUCCCUACGUCGAUGUCAUCAUUGGCGCCGAAUCACGUGUCGUCUACAAAAACGAUGAAAAGAAUCACGCCAUCAUCGUCGUCUCUCAUCUCCAACGUUCCUCGAUGAACCUCUCAAAGAUCAUUCGUCAACUCUGUGAACAAUCACCAUUUUUCAAGUCUCUUCUUCCAAAUUUCACUUAUCAACCUUUUGAUCCUUCUUCCUCUUCUAAACAACCAACUACCUCAAAUUAA